CGCUAUAUAAUUCUGCAGUGAUUCUGUAGUUGAAAACCCUCUUGGUUUAGCCAAGUCCAGUCCAAACAGCCUUUGCAUCCUCAGCUUCAUCAGACACCCUGAGACCCCAAUCCCACACACUAACGUCCUCCCAGUUAGGGAUCCAUUGGUUGCAUAGUGCCUGAGCAGCUGCCGCUGGCGCCCAGGCUGCGGCUUCCAUGGCGGAGGCCGAGGCGGAGGUCUCCAACGAUGUGCCCAGUGGCUUGCCAGAUGCCACCAAGCUGGGAUCUGCCGGGCAGCGCAUCCUUGCGAUUGAGGAUGAGUCUGAAAGAGAGGAGGCUAUCAGUACUGUCUUCAAGCUUAUUCACAACAUCCUUGGCGACUUGGAAAACUCCAAAAAGCGCAAAGUCAAGAAGGCCAACGCGGCAUUCCAGCGCAAGGUCGGUCGCCACGCAGCGGCGGUGGACUUUCUGCGUGCCAGCGGAUUCCUAGACGCGGAUGAUGCCGAAGCGGUUUUGGAGGAAGAUCGGAAAGGCGGUCUGCUCCAUAUGCCGGUGGCCUACAUUCUGCGGCUCACUGAUGCACACCAUGUGCUAGCUGGCGUGGCGAAAGAGGCGAAUGUGCUUGUGCCUUCUAUGCCCGGUGGAAGCUUUAAUCCAUGCUCUUCUAUCGUGCAGUCUGUGGACACCACCAGGAGUGCCAAGGCUCCUGAGGCAUGGAAGAGCCAGGCUGAAAGCCUCCGGGAUGAGGUGAAGAAGCGUGAGAGGGAGCUUCAAGAUGAGGUGGAGCAGGCGCCCUCUGUGCCAUUGCGGCCUGCCGCGUUUUGGCUCUCUGCAGGCCGCCGGCUGGAGGAGGUCAUCCGCGAGGCCGACCAGGAGGAGGAGCGUACAUCUGAUAGCCACCUGUUGAAGGAGCAGGUGGCGUCUGCGAAGCAAGCAAUCUCUGGAAGUCAUACCUUCGAGAGCGCUGACAAGAAGCGCUUGGCACACCUGCAGCGUGCCAAAGCAUAUAAGUCCUGCGUGCUGCGGAUCGUUUGCCCGGACAAGUCAGUCCUGCAGGUGCACUUCAGAUCUGCAGACAAGGGUGCCCAGGUACUGGAAAGCAUCAAACCCUUGCUCUCAGAUGCUGUCCAGGCGUCAAAAUGGUACGUCUACCGGUCACCUCCUUUGGAGCGGAUGAACCCCAAGACGACCUUGGCUGCUGCUGGCCUGGCGCCGGGCGCAGUGAUGUAUUUGGGUUUCGAUGGAGAGAAGUGCAGCCCACCUUUUCUUUCUGCAGAUUUGUCUGAGCAGCUGGGUCCCUGCCCAGAGGAGAGCGGUGUGACUGCUCCGGCGAGCUUCACAGGUGAGGCCAUGGGCUGGGGCGCCGGGCAUCGCCUGGGCGAGAAGAGUGCUCCAGCAAAGGCGCCUAAGCUGGAAGGAGCCACAAGCAAGCUGGAUUGAGGGUAAUCUUCGGGCCUUGGGGUCAGCGUGAGAGACAACCACCACUUCAAAACAGAGCGCGGGAGUCGGGAGAUUGCUGUAAUUGC
Molecule: messenger RNA, 1507 nt
Organism: Durusdinium trenchii
Lineage: Eukaryota; Dinophyceae; Suessiales; Symbiodiniaceae
Source: the annotation of a GenBank genome assembly